AUGCCGACUAUUGAGAUAUUUUGGGCAGGAAGUUCAAUGACGCCGGGAUCGGACGUGACACCUACACCUAAGAAUACAGCUGGGCGCAAAAAAACACCUCGGUCGCAAAAGCGUUCUAGCAAAAAAACGGAGAAAUCGCGACGGUCUUCGCAAUUCAGAGCACAGAAGGAGAAGACGAUGAUUCAGACAAGGAUUCAGACAAGGAUUCAGAUGAUGGAUUCAGACAAGGAUUCAGACAAGGAUUCAGAUGAUUCAGACAAGGAUUCAGAUGAUUCAGACAAGGAUUCAGAUGAUUCAGACAAGGAUUCAGAUGAUUUGGACGAGGAUUCAGACGAAGCAGAGCUGGGACGUCGAGAAGAACUAUUCUGA
Pseudogymnoascus destructans is the source of this 369-nucleotide messenger RNA. RefSeq lists its product as uncharacterized. NCBI's taxonomy places the organism in Eukaryota, Fungi, Ascomycota, Leotiomycetes, Thelebolales, Thelebolaceae. Bases 1 to 369 code for a protein of 122 amino acids. The transcript has 2 exons. The record is from RefSeq and is a predicted model, not a curated record.